AUGGGUGACCCUGAAGAUGAAGUAGUCGAUAUGGACCUGGACAGUGACUCCGAGACAAGUAAAACUUGUAAAAAUCCUGAAUUUGUUAAGGAUCUUUGUACAUCACAAUCUAUUCAACGCAAUACUGUUAUUAUUCAAAAAUCUCCUGAAUUUAUUAAAAAACCUGAACAAAUCCAAUCCAAAAUUUCUCCUAAAAUGAUCAACGCUGAUCUUCCUGCCUUAAGCAAAUCCCUGCCACAAAAGCUGUCUUUGUCACCUAUUCCCUCUACCUCAAGUCAUCUUUGCCAAGCUUCGCUCUCAAAUCAAUCUAUAUGUCAAGAUUCUUUGACAAAUGGUCAAAAUUUAAGACCAUCUCAUUCAAAACUUUUCUCCUUUCGUCUUUCUCCUAAACCUAACCCUUUCAAAUAUAAAAUAAGGGCUAAUUUUAACGUCAAUCAGGAUUCUCUAACUAUUCAACCUCGAUCAAAUAAUCUUUUAUCCGCUUUUGGUAACAACCGUUCCACAAACCUCAAUGUCUCUCCGACAUCUGAGGCUCACAAAGAAAUUCGUCCUCCUUCCGUAUCAGCUGAUCUCUUAAAAUCUGAAUUCUCCUCUAAAGUAAUUCCUUCAGCUACUCAAAAUACUCAUGUAAUGGAUUUAGAUAACAAUUUCAAACCAUCUACUACAAUUUCUUCUUUACCAAUUAAUUGUGAAGAAGGGGAAACAAUGCUUACUAAUAAUUCCAUUAAUUCCAUCCAUUUUCCUACUGCUCCUUCCAAAUCUUGUGAAAAUCAUUUGAACCUUUUUGAAAAUUUCAAUAAAAUAGAUUUAAAUAAUUCUUUAAAUAUCAACCAUUUUCAUUCUUUACCCAUAAAUCCUUCCGUUACUACUAAAUUCGAUAAAAUGGAUUUAGAUCACUCUUCAAUUGUUACUGCCACAUUAUCUAAUCCAAAUUUUAAACCACUCAUUAAUUCGGAUUUAAAUAUCUUUUUAGAUAAUAAUAACGUCAAUAUUACAAAUUCUACUACUAUACCAAUUAUUGAUUCUGUUGAAAAAGAUAUUAAAAUGGGUUUAAUUCAAGAUCUUAAAGCCUCUGAUAUUUUGAAUUCUAUUAAUGAAAAAGUUGGUUUAAAUAACAAAGAAGAAUUGGAUGUCAUCGUACAAUCGGCUUCUUUUGGUUCCGAUGAACAAAUUUGUCCUCAAAAUUCUUCUAUCAUUGAAUUAAAUAAUUCUAUUACCAAUAAUAAUAAUUUAUCCAAUCAAUCUCAAAAAAAGAAAGUUGAUAAGGGUAAACAAAAAGAAGUUUAUAAUGAAGAUGAAAGUCUUGAUUUAAAAAAUGGUUCAAUAAAUGAAAAAGAAAUUAUUACAACUUCUCAAGAUGAUUUAAAACAAGUAACCGAUGAAUCAGAAUUACCUAAGGAUGUUCUUGACAGAUAUCAAGUUCUUGAUAAUGCUUUAUAUGAAUUCGAUCAAGCUACUCAAAGAGCAUAUGAAGCAUAUCUUAAUUUAGAAAAAAUUUUACCUACUGGAACAAUUAUCAGAAUAGACCCUCCUACGACUGAUAGAUGGAAAAUUAUAAAAGAAAUGAUGGGAAUGUCUUCUAAGAAAAGAUAUAGGUUAAAUGGAAUUUCUAACAUGCAAUCGAAUAUACAACCGAAUAUACAAUCGAAUAUACAACCUAAUAUACAACAGAAUAUACAAUCGAAUAUACAACCGAAUAUACAACCGAAUAUACAAUCGAAUAUACAACCGAAUAUACAACAGAAUAUACAACAGAAUAUACAACAGAAUAUGCAACCGAAUAUACAAUCAAAUACUCAACCUAAUAUACAACCGAAUAUACAACCGAAUAUACAAUCAAAUACGCAUCCGAGUACGCAACCUAAUAAACCAGAUAUAUCAUCUGAUGUCCUUCCUGAUGAUGAUGAUUCAAAUAUUGGAUCAAGGAAACGAAGUUCCAGAAAGGUACAUGAAACUCGAAGCCAGAAACCACCUAGUGCAAAUCUACGCAGUAAGACACUCACUUCUUUUGCCGAUAUCAACAAGCCGACAUUACAAUCAGAUUUAAGUGUCGCUCGACGAAGAUCUUCAAAACAAAGUUUACAAAGUCCUAAAUCCGCAAGAAAUACUAGAAGCUCAACCAAGGAAAAGGAAAUCGAUUCCUCAUACAAAAUUAAAUUUUCUAAUAUGAAAACUUAUGCCAGAAAGCAGAAUAAAAGUAUUCCCGAGAGUAUCUUGAACCUUACAGAUUUUACAAGCUUUCCUGAAAACGAUGAACAAAAGAAACCAACUACUGCUUUUGGAAUUUAUUGUUUGGAACUCGCUACCGUUCACUUUUACGGAAAGGGAAUGUCUAAUCAAGAAUUCGUUACUUUUGCUGCUGGAUGUUGGACUCAAUUGUCUGAUGAUAAUAAAGAAGAAUACGAAAAAAGGCGACGUAUUAUGGUUCAACAAAUUAAACAAAAAAUAACUCAACAACAACAACGAGAUCCACAGAUUGAAUCUUCAAGAUCUGCGAGAAAAUUCAAUUGA
Cetraspora pellucida is the source of this 2511-nucleotide messenger RNA. The record is from the annotation of a GenBank genome assembly. Lineage: Eukaryota; Fungi; Glomeromycota; Glomeromycetes; Diversisporales; Gigasporaceae.